This is a messenger RNA of Baudoinia panamericana UAMH 10762, 627 nucleotides long. RefSeq lists its product as uncharacterized. The record is from RefSeq and is a predicted model, not a curated record. The transcript has 3 exons. Bases 1 to 627 code for a protein of 208 amino acids. Lineage: Eukaryota; Fungi; Ascomycota; Dothideomycetes; Mycosphaerellales; Teratosphaeriaceae.
AUGGCGCUCAAUCCCAAGUUCGCUGGUCAGAAGCUGGCGGCUCAUGUGUCUCCGUACGCUCUCCACACCAUCGAGAUGUAUCUGGACUAUGUGUGUCCUUUCUCAAAGAAAAUGUUCGACACAGUGUACGACUCGGUAUUCCCAGUCAUCAAAGAGAAGUACGCGGAUAAGGUACAGCUCAUAUUCCGUCAGCAAAUCCAGCCAUGGCAUCCCUCCUCAACGCUAGUGCAUGAAGCUGGUGCUGCCGUGUUAAAGAUCGAUUCGAACAAGUUCUGGCCUUUCAGUAAAGCGCUGUUCGCGGAGCAGGCGGAGUACUUUGAUGUCAAAGUUGUCAAUGAGCCCAGGAACAAGACAUAUGAAAGACUGGCCAAGCUAGCAGGAAGUGUAGGUCUGGACGAGAAGAAAGUGUACAAUCUGCUAGAAGUGCCGGACAAGCCGGAUAGUGAAGGCGGACUAAACAUUGGUAAUGGCGUGACGAACGACAUCAAGCUGAUGGUGAAAGCCAACCGUCUGACAGGCGUACAUGUUACACCUACUGUACUCUUUAACGGUGUUGUCGAGAACAGCAUUUCAAGCAGCUUCAGCAAGGAUGACUGGGAGCAGUGGCUGCAGAAGAACGUGGUUUGA